Molecule: messenger RNA, 510 nt
Organism: Acytostelium subglobosum LB1
Lineage: Eukaryota; Evosea; Eumycetozoa; Acytosteliales; Acytosteliaceae
Exons: 3
Coding region: 1-510 (169 amino acids)
Source: RefSeq, a predicted model, not a curated record
AUGUUCAAGGUUGCCACAUCAGCAGUUGGUUCAAAGGUAGGCGGCUCUAUGCUGUCCAACUUUCUACCUAAAUCAGAGAUUAUGCUAAAGGCAGGCAAAUAUGGAGGGAUUGCCACAGGAGCUUUAUUACUUGGAUUAGGUAUACUCAUUAUAUUCUUUAGUCAUUGGAUCGUUGGUCCUAUAUGCAUAGCACUAGGAGCAUUCAUGUUGUUGCUGGAGAUUGGUCUGCCACUGUUGGCAAGACUGCCAAUAUUGGUGGUGGUGUUUGAUUACAAGAUCAGAGGACUUAUGUACAUAGCCUUUUGUGUUCCUCCAUUCUUUACAGUAUUCACUAUUGCACCGGCGUUUGGUUGCAUAUUCACUGGCGGCUGCUAUGCUCUGUUGGGCUGGGUCAAGAACGAGUCUGCUCAAUUCCCUCAGAACGUGCCGCAGCGCGAUGCCGAAGAGGCUCGCAACACCAAGAAGAGUCCGCUGUCCGGGCUUGGCGAGGCUCCAGGACAGUCGAAAUAA